GCUGCAGUCGCUUCCUUGAUCAGAUUCGCGCGCUUGUCAUUUCUGUUCCGUCCCCUUUGGCUCCGUCCCCAUGCUGCCGGUCCGCCGCCAUGCACGAAGCCUGCUUUCUUUGCCGGUCACGGCGGCAAGGCGGUGCAACGCCCGGCAGAUUAAAAAUGCGACGGAAGGCCUGCUGAGGCUCCUCAAAAGGGACAACCCAACAUCCGAGAGCCUGCACCGCACAGGCCUCUGGAACUACAAGACCGGCCCCAAGCCCAAGGGCGACAGGGCCAGAGUCAACGUCACCGACGGCGAGCUAUGCGAUGCCAUCAUCGACCAGAACCGCGAAUCCCUCCUGCGCCACCAGGGCUGCGACCUGGUCGACAUGUUCCCCGGCUGUGGCGUCUGGAGUCGCAAGCUCACCGACCUCCUGCAGCCGCGCUCCCACAUCAUGCUGGAGCCCGAUGCCGACCUCUACAAGCCCUUCCUCGAACCCCUGCUCGCCAGACCGAACACCCAGCUACUUCCCAAGUCAGGCAUUCUGUGGCACGAGCUCGAUGGCAUCCUCACCCCCGAGUUCCUGCCAAAUCAGGUCAAAACAGACCAAAGGUCUCCCAACGGGGUGCCCCGCAACGACACCCUCCUCGUGACGGCCAACUUCUCCUGGCACCCCAAGAAACGGUUCGCGAGCUUCAGCAGCGUCGCCCAGCUGCUCUUCUACCAGUUCAUAUGCUCCAUCCGCCCGGGGUCCUUGUUCCAGAAAUACGGCCAGGUGCGCAUGCUUAUUUGGAUCAUGGACAGCGAGAAGAGGCCGUACGUCCCCCAGAAUAUGCAGUCGCGCCAGAAGGCGUCGAUAGAAUCCGAGAUGUUGACCGAGUGGGUCCACGAGCUUGCCGGCCUAGACGUGCCCGACCCCAAGAAGGUUGACCUCUCCCAGGAGGGCGUUCCUGUAAAAAGAUCGGCCAGCGAUUCGACAUGGUUCGUGCGGGAUGAAUCCAUUGAGCUUGACAGCGCGCAGAAGGUCGUGGCAAGGAUGCGCGAGCGCGGAAUCGUGACGCCCCCCGGCCGGGAGACGAGGCUUGCGCAGAAGGUACGUGCCCGCGCCGACGAGCCGCCCGCCGUUGCCGGCGAGGGCCCCAUAGAGAUUACGCGUGCCUUCUAUUACGAGUAUGAGAAGAUGCGGGCGCUGUUCGAGGAGGGAGAGAUUCAGCGGGGCUCGCCCCAACACAAGCGGAUGCUGGUACUGGGCAGUAACGUGCGCGUGCACCAGGGCCAGCUCGAGGUAUUUACCGCCUUCAUCAAAGAGUACGACGAGAUUAUUGCCCUAUAUGUCGCGGCAGCGGCAGAAUCGCCGGAUUCUGCUGCCAAGCUCGCAGAGGCGAAACGCAAAGACGCCGAGUGGAAUGAGAAGCUAUCGCGGAUGCCCAGCGACAUGAGGAACCAAGUCAUUCUCUGUCGCGACAACUUGCACGUCUACCGCCAGAACCCGCCGCUCCUGGCGUGGGACCGAAGGGAGAUUGAGCCGCUUGUUGUCAAGCCGACCGACUUCUUCCCUAACGUCCCCCUGAGUCUUUUAGACGUGCAGCCCAAGGCCAUAAGCCCUCAUCUGCGUGGUCGAGAUGGCGAUGUACUAGAUCAGCUCAUGAAGGGGCUCUACUACCACAGUACUUUGACCAUCGACAAGGCUUUGAACACAUUGGCCCCUGGAGCGGCCGACGGCGUGCUACCUAACUGCCCCAGCAUUUACGACCCCAGUAAAUCCGGUGUCCCGGUCGGCGGGAUGGGCACACUUGCUGUCCGCUCGCUAAACGAGAGGCAGAUUCUGGAAGUUCUGGAUGGCUGGCUCAAGUGGGACUUUAGACCAUCAUACACGGAGCUCGUGGCUCGGACUUCAGAAGCCUUAGAGGGUGAAGACGACCAACUUAUCACCGACGUUUGAAUACGCUGCAAUUCCCCGAAAGACGGGAGCAGUUGUGCUUCCGGACAACCAAGGCGGGAUUUGGCUGCAACACCAAGGCGGGAUCACUGGUGCGCCUAAUUAACAAAGCCGUCCUGUACCAUAUAUGUAAACAGAAUAUAAUAACAGAAAAAUAGAGGAAUAAUCAAUUUAAACCAGGAUUCCAAUCACCAGAAA
This is a messenger RNA of Lasiosphaeria miniovina, 2113 nucleotides long. RefSeq lists its product as uncharacterized. Gene Ontology annotation, biological process: transcription initiation at mitochondrial promoter. The coding region runs from base 71 to 1918 and encodes 615 amino acids. Lineage: Eukaryota; Fungi; Ascomycota; Sordariomycetes; Sordariales; Lasiosphaeriaceae. Gene Ontology annotation, molecular function: mitochondrial transcription factor activity. The record is from RefSeq and is a predicted model, not a curated record. Gene Ontology annotation, cellular component: mitochondrial matrix; mitochondrial DNA-directed RNA polymerase complex. The transcript has a single exon.